AUCGCUUUUGUCAGAUUCCAGGCUGAGCUCCUUGCCGGCUUUGCCCGUUUCCUUAGAGUCACUCUCGAUCAAAAAUAACCGGCCGCUAACGGAACUCCACCCGGGAGACUUCACAACACUUCCCCGAUCAGAGGCAGGAGAUCACCUGCCACUCCCUAACCUGACCAGCUUGCGAUUGUCGAGUUCCAGGCUCCAGAAGAUUCACCCGUUUGCUUUCGCGACAUUGCCGGCUCUGAAAUCUCUUUAUCUGAACGGGAAUAAUUUUCAAAGCAUUUCGUCAAUCGAUCCAGAUGCAUUCGGCAACCUGACGACUCUGCUAAGUCUUCACCUUAACGGAGUAACGACCUUGUCACCCCGUGUAUUUCGGCAUCUCCCUUGCCUCCAAGAGGUAUCCUUGGGAGAAAAGUUGACCUGCGAUUGUGACUUGCUCGAUCUCGUGAAAUGGAUCAAGAAAACCGCCGUGAAAGUCAAUCCAAGUCCGCCAACCUGCUUGAGUGGACCUUCUAGAAAAAACCUUUACGAAGAGGACUUAUUCGGGACGUGCCCAACGACAACUGUUUCCCCGACAACAGAACCCACGCUGCAGAUUUGCCCAACACUAUCUCCAUCACUUUCGAUGAAAACACCUUCACAAAGCCCUCCUGUGACAACUCCAGCCUGGACAACUCCAAACUCCUCAAAACCACAGGCACCAGCCGUGGGCUUGCCAGAAUCAGCAGUCGUGGGCUUGGCGGUCGGAGUGCCCCUGUUCCUGAUCAUCCUCGCGAUGGCGGCCGGCCUCUGUUUCCUGAGGAGGAAAGGACGCCCUUCUGCCGAACACGUGGGUGUGCGCGCGUCGGGACAGACUCAGCAAGAGGUAUUUUAA
Molecule: messenger RNA, 865 nt
Organism: Branchiostoma belcheri (Belcher's lancelet)
Lineage: Eukaryota; Metazoa; Chordata; Leptocardii; Amphioxiformes; Branchiostomatidae
Product: leucine-rich repeat-containing protein 4C-like
Exons: 6
Molecular function (GO): protein binding
Source: RefSeq, a predicted model, not a curated record